CGCGCAGACACAAGCUGAGCCUCCAGAGAGGCAGAACGCGAGCAAAACCUCGGCUUUUCCCCCCCGACAUAUUUUUUUCUUUUUUUUUUCUUUUAAAUUCAUAAAUUUUUGUUUUACACCCCGACACUACAGUCUUCUUGUUUUUAUAUUUUUUGUGGGAAGUGUGUGCGGGAUGAACCACGCGUACCGCUGAGGAGUUUCACACCAAGUUUUUGUUGUUGUUUUUUUUUUUAGACUGAGCAUUCGCAGAGCUCGCGCCCAGACUCAGUGGAAACUCGACGACAACAACAAGCGCCAUGCAGGAGUCUGAGGCAAGCGUAUACCAGUUGCAGCCCAACAUCAUCUCGGUGCGCCUCUUCAAGAGGAAAGUUGGCGGCCUGGGCUUUCUUGUGAAGCAAAGGGUCUCCAAGCCGCCCGUGAUCGUGUCUGACCUGAUCCGGGGCGGGGCGGCCGAGGAAUGCGGCCUAGUGCAGGUGGGCGACAUCGUCCUGGCGGUUAACAAUAAGCCUCUGGUGGAGCUGAGCUACGAGCGUGCGCUGGAGACACUAAAGAACGUGUCGCCCGAGAGUCACGCAGUGCUGAUCCUGCACGGGCCCGAGGGCUUCACCACCCACCUGGAGACCACUCUGUCAGGGGACGGUCGGCCCCGCACUGUGCGGGUCACCCGACCUGCCUUUCCACCUUCCAAAUCCUACGAGAAUUGCUCCCCUCAGCUAAGGACCAUUAAGAACCUGUCGUCGCCAUCCAUCACGCUGCUGGCCACCCAGGAUCCCCUGCUGGUGAGGGAGGGGGGCCGCGGCGGUGGCCUGUUCUGUAACGGGCUGGAGGACAACAAUGAGCUGCUGAAGGAGAUCGAGCCUGUGCUGCGCCUCAUCAGGAACACUAAGAAGGAGAUCAACGGCGACAGCCAGAGGAACACCGCCAGCAGAGACGCCGAGAUCCAAGUGGCCUGGGACCUUGGCGUGGGCAACGGGACUUCACCGCAACUGUCGACCGAGAACAAAAGAAGACGGGACAACAUGCCGGUGGUGCUGCACAACAUUGAGGCCGAGCAGGGGUCCGAUGUGGGUAAGACGUCGCCCACCAAGACGGUCCAGAACGGAAGCCCCUCCAAGUGCCCCCGAUUUCUCAAGAUCAAGAACUGGGAGACGGGAAGCGUCCUGAAUGACACGCUCCACCACAGCUCCACAAAGAUGCCUACAUGUGGCGAGAAUGUGUGCCAGGGUUCUAUCAUGAUGCCCAACCAGCACACCCGCAAGCCUGAUGAAGCACGGCCCAAAGAAGAGCUCCUGACUUUGGCCACAGACUUCAUCGACCAGUACUAUACCUCCAUCAAAAGAUACAGCUCAAAGGCUCACAUGGACCGACUGGAGGAGGUGACCAAGGAGAUCGAGACGUCAGGAACGUACCAACUUAAAGAUACAGAGCUCAUAUAUGGCGCCAAGCACGCCUGGAGGAACGCUGCCCGUUGCGUGGGGAGGAUCCAGUGGUCUAAACUGCAGGUGUUUGACGCAAGGGACUGCACAACAGCUCAUGGAAUGUACAACUACAUCUGCAACCACAUCAAGUACGCUACCAACAAAGGCAACCUGAGGUCGGCCAUUACCAUCUUUCCUCAAAGGACGGACUGCAAGCAUGAUUACCGUGUGUGGAACUCUCAGCUCAUACGCUACGCCGGAUACAAACAGCCCGACGGCAGCAUCCUGGGGGACCCGGCUAAUGUUGAAUUUACUGAGAUUUGCAUGCAGCUUGGGUGGAAGGCACCCAAAGGUCGCUUCGAUGUGUUGCCCCUCCUGCUGCAGGCCAACGGGAACGACCCAGAACUCUUUGAGAUCCCCGAAGACUUGGUCCUAGAGGUGCCGAUCACGCACCCCAAGUACGAGUGGUUCAAGGAUUUGGAUCUGAAGUGGUACAGCUUGCCUGCAGUCUCCAACAUGUUGCUGGAGAUCGGAGGACUGGAGUUCACCGGCUGCCCCUUUAGCGGCUGGUACAUGGGCACCGAGAUUGGCGUCAGGGACUUCUGCGAUAGUUCUCGCUACAACAUUCUAGAGGAUGUCGCUAAAAAGAUGUCCUUGGAUACACGGAAGACUUCUUCUUUAUGGAAAGACCAAGCUCUGGUGGAGAUCAAUAUUGCAGUACUCCACAGUUUUCAGGUGUGCAAAGUGACCAUCGUAGACCACCACUCGGCCACGGAGUCAUUCAUGAAGCACAUGGAGAACGAGUACCGGGUGCGCGGUGGUUGCCCAGGCGACUGGGUGUGGAUUGUGCCGCCCAUGUCGGGCAGUAUCACGCCCGUCUUCCACCAGGAGAUGCUCAACUACAGACUCACGCCCUCCUUUGAGUAUCAGGUGGAUCCGUGGCACAGUCACGUCUGGAAAGGAGUCAACGGGACGCCUACCAAGAAACGAGCCAUUGGCUUCAAGAAACUUGCCAAGGCGGUGAAGUUCUCAGCCAAGCUGAUGGGCGCUGCCAUGGCCAAGCGCGUCAAAGCCACCAUCCUGUUCGCCACUGAGACGGGCAAGUCUCAGGACUACGCCAAGACGCUGUGUGAAAUCUUCAAGCACGCUUUUGACGCAAAGGUGAUGGCCAUGGACGAGUACGACGUGGUGGACCUGGAACACGAGACGCUGGUGCUGGUGGUGACCAGCACAUUCGGCAACGGCGAUCCACCUGAGAACGGAGAGAAAUUCGGCGCUGCCUUGAUGGAGAUGCGGCACCCGACAACAAACACCGAAGACAGAAAGACCUACAAAGUUCGUUUCAACAGCGUGUCCUCAUACUCUGAUACCAGGAAGUCGUCCAGCGAUGAGCCAGAAGCCAAAGUCAACUUUGAGAGCACCGGACCGCUCGCCAACGUCAGGUUCUCGGUGUUUGGCCUUGGCUCGAGGGCCUACCCACACUUCUGCGCCUUUGCCCACGCUGUGGACACGCUGUUCGAGGAGCUCGGGGGGGAGCGCAUCCUCCGCAUGGGCGAGGGAGACGAGCUGUGUGGCCAGGAGGAGUCCUUCAGAACUUGGGCCAAGAAGGUUUUUAAGGCCGCUUGCGACGUUUUCUGCGUGGGCGACGACGUCAACAUCGAGAAGGCCAACGACUCACUCAUCAGCAACCACCGCAGCUGGAAGAAAAGCAAGUUCCGCUUGACGUACACCGCAGAGGCGCCUCCUCUCACUGACGCACUCUACAGCAUCCAUAAGAAGCGAGUUUACGCAGCCAAAAUGCUGGAAUCGCAAAACCUCCAAAGUCCCAAAUCCAACCGCUCUACAAUUUUUGUCCGGCUCGACACCAACGGGCACGAAAAGCUUUGCUAUCACCCGGGCGACCAUCUGGGCAUCUUCGCCGGCAACCACGAGGAUCUGGUCACGGCGCUUGUUGAAAAACUGGAGGAUGCGCCCGAUGUCAAUCAAAUCGUUAAAGUGGAGUUCCUGGAGGAGAGGAACACCGCGCUGGGGGUCAUCAGUAACUGGACCAAUGCCAGCCGUAUCCCACCCUGCACCAUCUUCCAGGCCUUCCAGUAUUUUCUGGACAUUACUACGCCACCCACUCCUGUACUCCUGCAACAGUUUGCCACCCUGGCGACUAACGACAAACACAAGAAGAGACUGGAGGUGCUCAGUAAGGGGCUGCAGGAGUAUGAGCAAUGGAAAUGGUUUAAUACGCCUACCCUGGUGGAGGUCCUAGAUGAGUUCCCAUCAGUGCAGUUGCCGUCGACGCUGCUGCUCACCCAACUGCCUCUGCUACAGCCGCGCUACUACUCCAUCAGCUCGUCACCUGACGUUCACCCAGGCGAGAUCCAUCUCACCGUUGCUGUCGUCUCUUACCGGGCCAAAGACGGAGAAGGCCCAGUCCACCAUGGCGUUUGCUCAUCGUGGCUUAACAGGAUCGAAAAGGGUGACAUGGUGCCCUGCUUUGUGCGAAGCGCGCCGUUGUUCCGGCUUCCUAAAGACCACCAAGCACCUUGCAUCCUGGUUGGCCCUGGGACGGGCAUCGCCCCCUUCAGGAGCUUCUGGCAGCAGAGGAUGUUUGACCUCCAGCACAAAGGUGUGGAGUCCCGGCCCAUGAUUCUGGUGUUUGGAUGUCGUCAGUCGGAAAUGGACCACAUCUACAAGGAGGAAACCAUUCAAGCCAGGAACAAGGAGGUCUUCAAGGAGCUCUACACCGCCUAUUCUAGAGAACCUGGAAAACCAAAGAAAUACGUGCAGGACAUUCUUCGCGAGCAUCUGUCCGAGCGAGUUUACCGGUGCCUGCGCGAGGAGGGCGGCCACAUGUACGUGUGCGGAGACGUCACCAUGGCGGGAGACGUCCUCAAAACCGUGCAGCAGAUCAUUAAACUCCACGGAAACAUGAGCUUGGAGGACGCCGGCUUCUUCAUCAGCAAGCUGAGGGACGAGAACCGCUACCACGAGGACAUCUUUGGCGUUACCCUGCGCACGUACGAGGUCACCAACCGCCUCCGCUCCGAAUCCAUCGCCUACAUCGAGGAGAGCAAGAAAGAUUCUGAUGAGGUUUUUUGCUCGUAGGCUGCCAACGCCGAGGCCAGGAUGCAGCAGCACUGCUUCAACAAAACUGUGCCAAUUUUUCUACUGUUAAAAAAAUGGGACAACAUUUACUGUCUUGUAUGUACAUGUUUUUUGUUUGUUUUUUUGAUACUGUUUGUGUUUCAGGCUGCCGCGGUUCUCUUCCACUCGAGUUAACCGUUUAAGUGUGCGCAACGUCUUGAUGAAUAAUUAUCACCUGCCUUCUCCUCAUUGUCGUGAAUGCAUGACUCCAAGAGACGAGAAUAGCCACUAAUAAUCUUGACUGUGUGUGACUGUGCUGCACCGCAAAAGGCCAAAUUGUGUUUUGUCGUCGGUUUCUUUGCACAGUGCAUGCGUAUGGCUGACUGUUUAGCCACUAAAAGAACUCUAGUAUUUCAAGUUCUACAAAGUGACUGUUGUUUAGAUGACGGGCAAGCAUGAUAGAAACCACCCGUAUGUCGCCGAUGCAUUCUUGAAAAAAAACAAUUUUUUUCCCUGACAUUGAAAGAAAAAAAAUCGAUAUAAAGUUUGCAUGCGGGUCAGGAAAAAAUACGGUCCCGGUGAAAGCAGCAUAACUUUUUCUCGGGGGUGGAAAAUGAUCAUAUUUCACUAAAAUGUUGUUGGUGAUAUUACAAUUUCACAAUUUUUUCUAAUGUAAACAAUACGGUAUAUAUAGUUUUUCAUUCUCAACACUUAAGUCUCCUUACAUUAUGAUUUAUUUUGACAACUUUUUUUCUCACCAGAAAAUCAAACUUAAUUCUCAUACAUUACUUUUUUCCCCCCAAAUUUUUUUUUAAAUUUCCAAAUAUUUUGCAUCCUUAUGAAAAUAUGUCAUGCGUGUAAAAAUUGCAAUUAUAGUGUCAUUGCAAUACAACUUAAUUAUAAUAUUUUUUCGUAGUUCUCACAGAUUUGACUUUUCAUCUCCAAAAAUCUACAAUUACACUCGGUGAAAUGAUCUUGACUUGUUUCUCAAAAGAUGCUGCAUUUGUAAUCUUUUUCGCUUAAAAAAAAAAAAAAAAGACCACUUUUUGCUCUAAAAUAUGACUAAAAAAAUAUUAUUCACAAGAACAGUUUCCGUUUUUUAAUUCCGACUUGUCUUCCAAGUCUGUCUUCUGACGUGUUUCAUUGUAAAGCAUGCAAAAAUGAUCUACUUGUUCCCCACUUGCGCCUCCAAAAAUAAAUAAGAUGUUGCAAAAUAUUCGCGAAGCUGAAGUCUUCUUCUACAACAGUUUGACAUUUCGGAGUCGGAUCCUUUGCUUGUCCUGCUUUUUAGUUGGCAUGUUGCACUCAAAAUUGCCGUCAUUUCUAGAGCAAAGGUGUCAAAAUACAGCCUGCCAGGGGAUCCGAUCCAAUCUGCCUGACAGGCAGGUUAUAGCUCAUUCAUACGAUACAUACAAAUUCACAUGCUUUAAUUUUGAUGUUGGCACUGUAAAACCAGACAUUUGUAUGCACAAGUGUGGAAAAAACGUAAACUGAAUACAGUGAUCCCUUGUUUUUUUCAUUUUUCAGGGUUAAAGUGUGUAAAAAAAUUAAAAUAAAAAAUAAAAAGUCCUAAAUAGCAUUAUUAUGUGAAUUAGAAUCAUAUUUUGAGACAAUUCAACUAUAUACAACAAUUUGGCAAAGCGCAGAUAACGAGAAAUGAAUCUUUUAAUCCACCGUUUAGCCACGCCUACCAUUAUAGGGCUCUAGCGUCCCCAACAGGAGGAUGACGGCAGCAGGGUCAAGGUUUCAUCUGAUUUAGAAGUCAGCCCACUGAGGGGGAAUUAUUCAGAACGAGGAAAAUGCACGAACAGAGCCGCAAAAUGUCAUUGUUUCAGUCUCUCCAAUAUUUUUACGGGAUAUGCUUUUUAUGGAAGUAUUUCUCCCCAAUAGCUAAAUAAAUGGUAUAGUCAUGACAAAUAACAAUCUUGCGCUAAAUGGAAUAUGAAAUAAUAAAAAUGCAUUUAUUCUGUACGACAUGGGAAAAUGACCCCAUAAAGGUCAAAACUGUCGACUUCACCUUUACCGUCGCACCGCCCGAACGAUAUUUUAUGCCACCAUAGUUAGUCGGGCUUUCGUAAUUUCGCUACCCAGGCUUCGGAGAAUGUAAACAAACCAAGAGGCAUAACAGCUAGCCGACACGCUAACCCGAACCGAGUGAUGUUUCACAGUCUUUGAAGCAAAAAAUGACACAAAACAAGCCCAAAUCAUUUCACACAGCGGCGGGGUUGUCGAUUGUCUUUGCCGAUCGGCGACCCGCCCGGCGGCGAGCAAGUUAGAGCUCGUUGUUUGCCUGCUGCGGGCAGAGGGCUCGUUUGCAGGGAAGCGGCUGGACAAUGACCGCUGGACAAACCGGCGGACGUGGGAGGAGCGCAUAGCAGCCAUAUGGUCAACACGAAUACGGCGUAAAAUAAUGCUUUACUACACGGCGAAGACUUAAACGGUGAGACAGUCAUACGAGAGCGGCUGCAGUUAUGCAGCUAACAUGGUAGGAUGUGUCUGAGAACCUGCAUGUCAGUCCAUGUCAAACGCAAGUAAAUAGUCCUUUAUUUAAAGAAAGUUAAUAGUGUUUACUUCGCUGUAUUCGUGGCCAUGUUUAACAAAAAGUUGCAAUUUCUGAUGGGGUUGAAAAUUUGACAGAACACCGGGCACAUGAUGAGGGCAAUAAGUUGAGUAUAGAGGGGGGUGUGCAAACAAGCGGCCGGUCAUCGGCCGAGUGGCCUUCUCAGUGGACAAGGAGCAUUGUCAGCCACAAAAUGCAAGCCACCUCCGUAUUAAAACGUGUGUCAUGAUCCCAGAAUUUGACAUUAUACAAAACACGUAGUUUACUCUUUUCCUCAUCGGUCCAGUGGUCCCACAGUUGUCGGACUAGUUUUGGCCAUUCUCCGUGGUGAACAGGAACGUUAUGAAACCCAAAAAGGCUCACACGCCUGGUGCAGCAACAAAAGCCUGCAGCACAUUGGGCUGGCGUGAUGCGAAAAAUAAAUCAUCUGCAUGCUAUAAAGCAAUGCUGUAUUGUGAGAUGCUGACCUGGGUGACGUUUGCUUGGUACACCAGACUCACCGCUGUUCCAGCUAUUGAGUCUGGCCACCAUUCAGCGGAUACAAGUUCCAGGGCGGAGCAAGCCACAGCAAACAGACAGCGAAGUGGACCAAUCAGCGACGGGCAGACAUGACGUUAGUAAAACGACGAGGGCAGGACGAGGGACUUGCGCGCGGAAGUAAGCAUACGAGGAGAGCGGAGUUUAUUCAACAUGGCUAGCGCGAGACAGACUGUUGUCAAUGACUCGUGUCGGUGUGUUUUUGGUCAUUUAAAACCGAUUUUACCGUAGAUUUGAACAUAUUCUUGGCUCUCCUGUUCACCAUCUGUGUUGUUGUGGAGACAACUUCCGACGCGCAAGAGUGACGUUGCUCGUUAAGAACACGUCACGCAAAUAAACAAAUCUGAUUUGUCGAUUGAUUUUGUACCUGCUCGAGAGGCCGUUAAUGGGCUGGUUCCCAGACUUUUCUCUGUGUUUGAAAAAUACAGGGAGAACAGUCUGGCCGUGCCAGGCAAGGGUGACGUCACAUUCACAUUCGUCCUCAACCCGAGAUUGGAGCCGGAAGUCACUCCUUUUUUUAUGGCAUGGGAUUCAAAAAAUUGAAUGAAUAAAUUGAUCGCUUCCACACACAUCCAAGCGCGGUCCAUUUCAUUCAGGAGCAUGAAAUAUGACAAGCUUUUUGCUGUCAUAGGCACUUUAAAUGCCUCAUUGAGUGAGUCCACUCAAAUCCGCUAAAGCAGCUCACUUACAAUGAGUUGCCACAGCACCUGCUAAAUGAUGACUGACACAUGUGGCGCUUUGAAGUUUUGGCUUCUCAGCAUCUCUGGCAAGAUCAAUCCUUAACUUCUGUCAAUCAUCGUUAACUUUAAUCAGCAAUUCCAGUGCACUGCCUGACCAAGAAAAGCAACGUGGGGGGACUACGUGAUCGGAUCAAGACAGCUCAUCUGUAUUCUUUUUAAUUGAAAAAAAAUCUGCAAUGGACUGUGGGCGUGAAGUAGCGAGGGAUCACUGUAUUGCGUUGACAGAAGCAAUCGUAUAUCAGGGCACCAGUGUAGUUACUGGAAUUGGCGAAUUUAGUUCACAUGCCAACCUGAAGCAGGACAGUUUCAAACAUUCAGAAAAUCCAAACUAGUGGGGCAAUGGGUCCAAGUAGGAGUUAGUCGCUAUGUCAAUUUUGGAAAUUAUAGAUCACUUUCAAGCCAAGUUGAGAUUUUCCACAUGAAGCGUUUGUUUGUGAUUUAGCCGUAUUCGUGUAUUAUGUUUAUUUCAAUACAAAAAUGUGGGUUAUACUGGGGCAAUUAACGGUAGCAUAUUGAGCAAAAGUUGUGCUAAAGUUGCCCCGCGUCAUUCCUGAGCUUGUGGAUGAAUGUCAUUGUCUCCUGUCGCACUUUUGACAGGCACAAUAUCCGUUAGGUGGCUGGUGUAAAACGUGCGGUCAGACAGCAACGGAAACAGCUUCUUCUAUCGUAUAUGCAGUAAAUGUAUACAUUAUAUAGCCUCUAUACUGUAUGUAUAUAUUCAAAGUGAAAAAUCUCAAGAGUACCAUUUGGAUCUUUUUCUAAGAAUGUAUUUUGAAUAUGUAAAUGAGCCCUAUAGCAUUCAACGAUUCGUUCGAGGUAACGAGAGUCAACGCAUGGUGAUCUCGCGUCUACUGUAUUCAGUAUAAAAGUCUGUUUACAAGCACUGUUUGUCCUGACUUUGUCCAGCAGUGGCUCUUCUUUGCUUUCUUGACAUCUUUAUUUUUUUGCUGCUGCUGCUGCUGCUGCUCCGUAGACAAAGUGUUUGGUUACCUGAAUCUUAAAUGACUUCUACAUGACUUCUAUCAGAAGGCGCACCACUGCAACGACUGUGCAUAUUUAUCUACCAAAUAAAGUUUACCAAACGCUAAUCUGCUGCUUUA
Molecule: messenger RNA, 9433 nt
Organism: Corythoichthys intestinalis (scribbled pipefish)
Lineage: Eukaryota; Metazoa; Chordata; Actinopteri; Syngnathiformes; Syngnathidae
Gene: nos1
Product: nitric oxide synthase 1 (neuronal)
Exons: 29
Coding region: 297-4517 (1406 amino acids)
Biological process (GO): nitric oxide biosynthetic process
Molecular function (GO): NADP binding; heme binding; calmodulin binding
Source: RefSeq, a predicted model, not a curated record